Molecule: messenger RNA, 377 nt
Organism: Dicrocoelium dendriticum
Lineage: Eukaryota; Metazoa; Platyhelminthes; Trematoda; Plagiorchiida; Dicrocoeliidae
Source: the annotation of a GenBank genome assembly
CCGCAUUCAUUUCUGCACCUCCGUCUGUUGAUCUAUGUAAAGAAGUAAUGAAAAGGAUGGGUGAUGACUUCCCAAUGUUAUAUAAAUCGUGUUCACUGGAAAAGGGGAACAGUUCCGAAGCACAUGGACAAAAUAUCUUGUUAUACCGGCUUGCAGCAAUGGAACCAUUUCACGCAGUUGACGAGCCAUUCUAUCUUAAUUAUCACAGUCUUUUGGUGGACAAUCUUAACUGGGCGCACUCUAGUUGCCUAUACAAUGGUUACAUUGACACGCAACCGACUGAAUUUUCCUGAAGCCGGUAACUUGCAAAACUCGUGCGACACUGAGAAGUUUACUCGAAAAUAUUUGACUGUACUCUCAUCAUAUAUAAAUAAAAA